This is a messenger RNA of Rangifer tarandus platyrhynchus (Svalbard reindeer), 792 nucleotides long. The record is from the annotation of a GenBank genome assembly. NCBI's taxonomy places the organism in Eukaryota, Metazoa, Chordata, Mammalia, Artiodactyla, Cervidae.
AUGGCGGCGGCGGCGGCUCGGGGCUGUUGGCAGAGGCUCGUGGGGUCCGCGGCGCUGGCCAGAGUGGCCGGGAGACCCUCGGUGCUGUUGUUACCGGUGAGGCGGGAAAGCGCUGCGGCCGACACGCGCCCCACUGUCAGACCGAGGAAUGAUGUGGCCCACAAGCAGCUCUCAGCUUUUGGAGAAUAUGUGGCUGAAAUCCUGCCCAAGUAUGUCCAGCAAGUUCAGGUGUCCUGCUUCAAUGAGUUAGAGAUCUGUAUCCAUCCUGAUGGGGUCAUCCCAGUGCUGACCUUCCUCAGGGAUCACAGCAACGCACAGUUCAGAUCCUUGGCUGACCUGACGGCGGUGGACGUCCCCACCCGGCAGAAUCGUUUUGAGAUUGUUUACAACCUGCUGUCUCUGCGCUUCAACUCGCGGAUCCGUGUGAAGACCUAUACGGAUGAGCUAACGCCCAUUGAGUCUUCUGUGUCUGUGUACAAGGCAGCUAACUGGUAUGAGAGGGAGAUCUGGGACAUGUUUGGAGUCUUCUUUGCUAACCAUCCUGAUCUAAGAAGAAUCCUAACAGACUAUGGCUUUGAGGGACAUCCUUUCCGGAAAGACUUCCCCCUGUCUGGCUAUGUUGAGUUACGCUAUGACGAUGAGGUGAAGCGGGUGGUGGCCGAGCCGGUGGAGUUGGCUCAGGAGUUCCGCAAGUUUGAUCUGAACAGCCCGUGGGAGACUUUCCCUGCCUAUCGCCAGCCCCCUGAGAGUCUCAAGCUUGAAGCCGGAGACAAGAAACCUGAAACCAAGUAG